Messenger RNA from Zophobas morio, 903 nucleotides. RefSeq lists its product as uncharacterized. The transcript has 3 exons. The record is from RefSeq and is a predicted model, not a curated record. NCBI's taxonomy places the organism in Eukaryota, Metazoa, Arthropoda, Insecta, Coleoptera, Tenebrionidae. The coding region runs from base 236 to 628 and encodes 130 amino acids.
CAACUGCAACAGGAAGUACGGAAGCAAUCUUCUUUUUACUCUUAAACAUUCCCCAAUAAAAUUAAAAAAACUAAUUCGGAAAUCUAGUUCACGGAACUAUUACACAACACAUCGCCAUUCCAAUGGUACGACAUGCAUUUUCCAAAAAACAGUACCCAAAAUAACAACAAAAGGCAGACGCUGGUACCAGCGAUUGCUCUUUGAAACGGUACCGAACACCGUCGCUGACUCGGAGAUGGGUCGAACCCAUUUUGCCCAUCCAGACCGCGAUGGGAGAGAGCGGAUUUCACCCGCGGGUUUCCGCGUGGCGGAGUCGGCCCAUAUAACUAUAAAAGCGAUCUUUUGCGUACUCACUAUCAGCUUGGCUAUCGUCCCAUCCACUACUCACAAGAUGAAGAUAAUAACUUGGUUCAUUUGGUGCCUCGUAGCUCUCGUCGCUAAAGUAUCGGCGGGUGGAGGUGGCGGCAAACACCACGUCAAGUAUAUUAUUAAGUACCCAGUAAAGACCAUCAAGCACACGCAUACCAUCUAUAAGACGAUAUACCAUAAACCGGAGAGUGGCGGUGAUGGCGGGUUGGGACAUAGUCACGGUGGCAAGCCCUUCUCCUUCGAGGGCGGUUGGCAUUGACCCUAAGUCAUACUAGUUUUAAGUCUUUCAGUACCUUCCGUUUUACAAAUUUUCUUGUGAUAUUCUUUGUAGAAAAGUAGAGUAGAUAGGUUAUCCUUGACGAUUUCUGUAAUUCUCACUUUUCUAUCUUCAUCUACAAUACCUUGAUUGUUGUUGUUGUUUUAUGUGUAGUGUUUUUUAUUUUUGUAUAUAUUUUUACAGUCGUUUCAGUUUGUUGUAGUUUGUAAAUAACGACGAGUCUGGAUUAUUAUUAAUAAAAUCCAACACAUACUCAA